This is a messenger RNA of Myxozyma melibiosi, 1176 nucleotides long. RefSeq lists its product as uncharacterized. NCBI's taxonomy places the organism in Eukaryota, Fungi, Ascomycota, Lipomycetes, Lipomycetales, Lipomycetaceae. The record is from RefSeq and is a predicted model, not a curated record. Bases 207 to 1175 code for a protein of 322 amino acids. The transcript has 2 exons.
UCCUCCACCUCCCCCAUCUUCUUAUCCUACACUUUCGAGUUGAUCAAACUCGUGGAUAUUAUACAAAGAAAUUUUGUACCUAACGUGAAAAGCUCCCAAAACUCCCAACGCUCACAGAUUUUUUUAUUAUUUUGAGAGAAUUUCGUUGAUCCCACGUUCACGUCGCAUUUUUUACUACACGCAGGUUGCAACUAGGAGAUUUGAAGAUGUCGAUGAAGAAGUUUAAAUCUAAAGGUCCCAAAGGCCGCAAACGAACGCGCCAGCAUUCACCCCCUCCGAUUGACAAAAAGACAUUACGAGCAAAGUUGAAAGCGGGCGAUAAGGCAGAUGAUGCGAGUGAUAAGAGCACAGCGGGAUCGGGAUCGGGAGCAGCGGGAAGGAUAUCGAAGCCGAAGCCGAAAGCAAAGAAGAAACGGAAGAGGGAGGAGGUUGGUGGGAAUACGCCUAGGGAUUUUUUGAUGUUGAUGAGUAGGAUGGGGAAGAGUACCACUGCUACCACUGCUACCACCAACAACAGCAGCGAGAAGAAACCGCAAUUAACAGACGCGGAGAAAAAAGAGCUCAAAAAACAACGUCUCGAGAAGAAAAAACGCGAAGAAUCCGAGCGUCGCGAGAAAGACCGCGCAAAGGAAGCACAUGAGCGGAGGAAGCAGUUUAAGAUGCUCCCCGGCGAGACGUUUUCCGAGUUUUCGCGACGCGUGGACGACGCUUUGCCUGUGAUUAAAGCAAAGUCAGGCGUGCCGUCUGCUGCUGCUGUGCGGCGGUUGAAGAAGCAGGAGAUUGCCGAGAAAAACGGGCAGAAGCCGGUUCGUCGGAAGACCAAGAAGGGGGAUCCGGAAGAAGUGUUGACUGACGACGGCGAGGAUUACAGCGACGAAGAGAAAGAAGAGCAACGAUACCAGGACCUGAAAAAUAAACGCUCGUCGUCGCCUGAUCCGUGGCUGAAGCUGCGGAAAUCGAAUUUGCCCAAGUUCGGGGAAGUCGCGGAGGCGCCGCCGGUGUUGAAAGUGCCGUCGAAGAAAUUGCUGAGCGUGCCGAAGAAAGCGGGGUCGUUGGCGGAGAGGUUGGUGUUGGAGGCUGAGAGGGAGAUGGUUAUUGGGAAGUAUCGCGCGAUGGUGGAGAGGAAGCAGUGGAAGAGUAAGAAGAGUGAGGUGCAGGAGGAGGAGGAGGAGUGAG